Messenger RNA from Cebus imitator (Panamanian white-faced capuchin), 620 nucleotides. Its product is annotated as ATP synthase subunit alpha, mitochondrial-like. Gene Ontology annotation, molecular function: proton-transporting ATP synthase activity, rotational mechanism; ADP binding; ATP binding. Bases 10 to 441 code for a protein of 143 amino acids. Lineage: Eukaryota; Metazoa; Chordata; Mammalia; Primates; Cebidae. Gene Ontology annotation, biological process: proton motive force-driven ATP synthesis. The transcript has a single exon. The record is from RefSeq and is a predicted model, not a curated record.
UGGCGGCAAAUGGAAACAGAAUUGUUCUACAAAGGUAUCUGCCCUGCCAUUAAUGUUGGUCUGCCUGUGUCGCGUGUCAGAUCUUCUGCCCAAACCAGAGCUAUGAAGCAGGUGGCAGGUACCAUGAACCUGGAAUUGGCUCAGUAUCGUGAGAUUGCUGCUUUUGCCCAGUUCGGUUCUGACCUUGAUGCUGCCACUCAACAACUUUUGAGUCAUGGUGUGUGUCUAACUGAGUUGCUGAAGCAAGGACAGUAUUCUCCCAUGGCUAUUGAAGAACAAGUGGCUGUUAUCUAUGUGGGUGUAAGGGGGUAUCUUGAUAAACUGGAGUCCAGCAAGAUUACAAUGUUUGAGAAUGCUUUCUUGUCUCAUGUUGUCAGCCAGUACCAAGCCCUCUUGGGCACUAUCAGAGAAAGAUCUCAGAAGAAUCAGAUGCAAAGCUGAAAGAGAUUGUAACAAACUUCUUGGCUGGAUUUGAAGCUUAAGCUCCUAUGGAUUCACAUCAAAUACCAGUUCAGUUUUUUCAUUGUGUGUUCUAGAAAAUUAGUUCCAUUUGUAAAAGAGUUACUCUCAUAUUUCUUAUGUACAGAAAUCACAUGAACAAUAAAAGUUCCGUAAUGCAU